Messenger RNA from Sinocyclocheilus grahami, 1876 nucleotides. Its product is annotated as zinc finger protein Gfi-1-like. The transcript has 6 exons. Gene Ontology annotation, biological process: regulation of transcription by RNA polymerase II. The record is from RefSeq and is a predicted model, not a curated record. Bases 76 to 1269 code for a protein of 397 amino acids. Gene Ontology annotation, molecular function: RNA polymerase II cis-regulatory region sequence-specific DNA binding; DNA-binding transcription factor activity, RNA polymerase II-specific. NCBI's taxonomy places the organism in Eukaryota, Metazoa, Chordata, Actinopteri, Cypriniformes, Cyprinidae.
AUCCGUGGAGCUGACAGAUUGCCCGAUAUUCACUAAUGACUGAGCACAUAGGAGGAAGGACCCAGAGGAGACACAAUGCCUAGGUCUUUCUUGGUGAAGAGCAAAAAAGCACACAGCUACCACGAGCCGCGAUCUUUGGAAGAUGACUACAACAGACUUGAUACUAUUUUAGCUCAUAUAUGUGCAGAAAGCAGAACUUCAGAUGAGUCCGAGUGCUGUACGGAUGCCCUGACAGGCGACACGACUGGCGCUUGUUCACCGGACUCUCACCUGGUGGAUCAAGCGGAUCUAUCCUCUAAGUCUCCUCUCAGCAGUGGGGGAAGUGUGUGCGACCGCUCCUCAGAUUACGAAGACUUUUGGCGACCUCCAUCACCAUCAGCAUCACCGGAGUCAGAAAAGUCCUUUUCACCCUCUGGUGAAGAAACGCAGCCAUUCGCCGUCCCCUUCAGGCCUUAUGCAUGGAGCAAGUACUCGGGCUAUGAAAUCAGACAGCUGGUCCAGCAUACUCUCAACCAUCACCGCUCUCUGGAUCUCGAGCGGCCUACUCCUUCAGCCUAUUACAAUGAUCGCGUGGUCGAGUCCUCUCUUUUCAAUGAAAGAGGAUCUGGCGCUAGCAUUUACAACAGUUAUGGUUCCACUGCCACCCUGUUCGAGCGCUCCACUGCCUCUGGACUCUAUGAUGACAGCGGCAAACUGGGAAAAGAAACCGAGAUGAAAUCCAGCUCUGAUGUGAUGUGUAGUCGUCUCCUGCUAAAUGGCGCAUUCAAAUGUAUAAAAUGCAGCAAGGUGUUUUCCACACCGCAUGGCUUGGAAGUUCACGUUCGGAGGUCGCAUAGUGGAACAAGACCUUACGCUUGCGACAUCUGCGGGAAAACGUUCGGGCACGCUGUCAGUCUGGAGCAACACAGAGCUGUUCACUCACAGGAGAGAAGCUUUGAUUGUAAAAUCUGUGGGAAAAGUUUUAAAAGAUCAUCUACUUUGUCCACGCAUCUCCUCAUACACUCCGAUACACGGCCCUACCCGUGCCAGUACUGCGGAAAGAGGUUUCACCAGAAAUCAGAUAUGAAGAAACACACAUUCAUCCACACAGGGGAGAAGCCACACAAAUGUCAGGUGUGUGGGAAAGCUUUCAGUCAGAGCUCCAAUCUGAUAACACACAGUCGAAAACACACCGGAUUCAAGCCGUUUGUAUGUGACCUCUGCGGCAGAGGAUUCCAGCGCAAGGUCGAUUUAAGAAGACACAAGGAGACACAACACGGACUGAAGUGAGGAAACACUUCAGGACUUUACCCAACACUAUUGGACAACCCAUUGGGACUUUAAUAGUCUUUUUAAUUUAACAAGCUACAAAUGCUCAUUCAUAAAACAUAAGCUGAAAUCAGUGUUUUAGAGAAGGCGACUUAUAGCGUUUACAUUCGUUGUAGAGCUGUUUGCGCUUUGUGAGAUUUGCCUACGAGUCAGCAGCAGGCCAGCAGGUCUGGCAGCUUUCAUGGUGAUGUUAUACAGGGUAUCUUGAUCCGAAUCAAUAGCCCGCUUCAGAGACAUGCCAGGCAUCGUGUCUGAACCCAAAAUAUUAUCACCAAAAUAAUCAGGGACGAAAUAUAACCGCCGCGAGAAAGGACACUGUAUCACCCAAAAUAUCAGCUGAAGGAGAGAAAAAUCACCGCAUCUCACAAGAAUGUCACUUUGUUGUCAACGCUGCAAAGGGAGUGCUGGCAAAACAAGCACUACAAUAGACUGCGAGAUUUCAUCAAUAAAAGGAUUGUUUGUGUACUACAGCCCAACUUAAGUGAUUUGGCAACUUGUCGAAGCCUUUCCAUUCAUCAUGUUUUUUCUUUUCUAUUUAGAGUCGUUUUCUUUAGCGUAAAUAGAAAAA